This is a messenger RNA of Manis javanica (Malayan pangolin), 1860 nucleotides long. RefSeq names its product protein FAM90A1-like. The record is from RefSeq and is a predicted model, not a curated record. NCBI's taxonomy places the organism in Eukaryota, Metazoa, Chordata, Mammalia, Pholidota, Manidae.
UUCAGGGUCGCGUUCCCGGAGCUCUGGUUUGGGGAGGGUCGGGGAAUCCGUCUUGUACUUUCCUAACUGAGCGCCUGUGGCAGAGCUGAACGAGCUCUGGCUUCCCGGUCACUCGGGGGGCUCACCCCAGCUCUCGGCUCCAAAGUACCCUUUUCCUCUUCCAGGACGUCCAGGAAGCACAGCUCAGGAGACGGAGCUGAGGCGGGAGGGGGUGGGCAGAUGGCGGGCCGUCACCCCCAGCCCGGGCCCUGCAGCCCCCUCACAGCCCAGGGAGCCGAGAGGCGGCCGAGGGGCCUCCGGGGGCCCAGGGCUUCCCCUCCUGAACUCGAGGACCCCAGGGUGAAGUGCAAGCACUGUGGGGCCUUCGGGCACACCGCCCGGAGCAGCAGGUGCCCCAUCAGGUGCUGGCAGGGCGCCCUAGCCCCCCAGCCCUUGGGCUCCAGUGCGCUGAAGGAGAACCGGGACCCCCGGAAUCGGCAGGCCUCCCAGAACCCAGGCGCCUCCCUGGAGGCCCUGCCAGAGAAGGGGCUGACACAGAGGCCCGAGGAGCGGCGCAGGGAGGCUGUGCUCCCGCGGUGCCCCAGGAGCCGCCCCAGGAGGCCGCCGCAGAGCCGGAUGGAGCCGGAAGCACGUGACUGCGCGCGGCAUCCAAACAGGCCGAUGCCCGUCUACACACCAAAGAGGACCUGCAUCCUGCACCCCGGGGUGGGAGGCCUGGGGCACGUCCUCAGCCUCCAGGCACAGACCAGCUCCCUGUCUGGAAACUCCCAUCCGGACCCACACCCUGCCCCGGAGACCUUGGCCAUGGACUUCAAUCUCCUUGCUGAGGCAUCAGGCAAGAGGUGUGCCCAGUUCCCCGAGGGGCCAGGCCACGGGCCCCACAAGAGACCCAGGCUCUGUCCCUUGCAGAGCAGCCCGUGGAGCCCUGGGGCCCCUGAGCUUGGGGCCUCCCAGAGCCUCCACCGUCCACCAAGGGCAACUGGACCAGCAGCGGCCCCCCAGGGGCAGAGCGGUGGCCUCCCGCCUGCAGGCAGCCAGCCCCUCCUGGCUCCGGCCCAGGCCUGCACCGCACUCGGGGCCCUACCAGUACCCCAGGGGCCUGGCCAGCCGCUCAGGAUGGUCUUCACAAGGUCACAGGAAGGCCACUGGAGCUCCAGGUUCCCCACGGCACCCUUGUGCCCUCCUCCUGCCGCACCAGCCCACCUGGGCAGCAGCCUCCCACCUCACCCAUGUCUGAGGGUUUCUGUGCCCAUGUGCCCUUGAGCACCCUCUGUGAGGACCUUCAGUUUUCCUCCUCCUGGUCUGGCGAGGCCGAGUGGGAGGGACACACUCAUGGCUCCCAAGACUGUCCUCCCACCCGGCUGCCCCGACUGGAGGGUAGGUCACCAGUAGCGGGUCUUUCUGGUGCGUCUGAUUCCCAAGCCAUGCUGGGUGCACGAAGGCCGGAGAGGCAGCACAUGCUUGGGGCCGCGGCUCUGUCCUCUCCAAUGACACCGGUGUAAGCUGGAUGUGAAAUGUACUCACCAAACGGAAAUGCAAAGGUCCCUGUAUUUAAACCACUGUGUAUGAAUUGGAGUCAGAUCGUAGGGUUAUAUUUAUUGAUAAUGGAUAAUUUCAAAGGAAGCUGUGAAAUUAUUCUGUAUUUGUGGGCAAAUGUCUGAAUUUUGGGACAGUGGGUAAAGGGUCGAAUCACGUGCUCUGCAGAUUUAAGUGGUGCCCUGUCCUGAGAUGAGAGUUAUUAACUGUGUGAAGUUGAUUCAGUAGAUGUCAACAUGAGGAAUAUUCUUGUUACUUUGUUAAUUUUGGUUAUUAAGUGUUGUUAUGAAAUUAUCAUGGAGAAUUUCCUUUCAAUAUUAAAGC